AUGCCUCACAGUCUCUCCUUCUGUCAUUGGCUUCCAUUCAAACCCAGGUUACCACCAAGCGUUCGCUCUCACAUUUUCAUCGGGAACUGCAUCACCCUCGAUUCCGACGGCACGCAGGCUGCCAAUUAUCGAUCAGUUGAGUAUGGAAAUGCUUCUUUUGGCGCUCAUUUUCUCUUCUGGUUUCCCCACCGCUGCCGCAGCAUUGGCCUCCCAAGCCAGGUUCUGAUGCCGCAGAUGCACACUCGCUGUGAAGUUCGCCUUCUUCGUCCUGAAGACCAGUUCGAUUCCUCCCCCCUUCCGUACUCUUCAUACGAGGAUCCUUCAUCCCUCGAAUUGUCCGUGAAAGAAAAAAGAGUUCAUCGAUGCUUCCACCCUGUCCACCUUGGGGGUGGCGACGAACUCCCCACUGACGACUCGCGGGAGGAAGGAACCUUGACGGAAGAGAAGAUCGCCAAUGGAAGGAGGAGGAAUGGUACUGGUCUUAGCGACAUCCGAACCUGGCCCGUAAGUGGAGCAGCAUGGUACCGGUGGAGAUGCCAAAUGAACAGCGGGCGCAUCAAUGAGGAAGCCGCUGUGAAGGCGACUAUUGUUCAUUUCCGGAGCGCUGUUGAGAAAAGCAUAGGCAGUGAAAGUCACUAACCACUCCCGAUAUUACGCAAUUGGCGACGCUGAAAAUUUGUCAUCAUCUUCCCUUUUGGGUUGUUUCCUUUUCUUUACAUGCUUUCUUUUACGUCAUCCUGUCCCUUCUCUUCUUUUACUUUCCUUCC
Messenger RNA from Cantharellus anzutake, 767 nucleotides. RefSeq lists its product as uncharacterized. The transcript is spliced from 5 exons. The record is from RefSeq and is a predicted model, not a curated record. Lineage: Eukaryota; Fungi; Basidiomycota; Agaricomycetes; Cantharellales; Hydnaceae. The coding region runs from base 1 to 639 and encodes 212 amino acids.